Molecule: messenger RNA, 3279 nt
Organism: Sparassis crispa
Lineage: Eukaryota; Fungi; Basidiomycota; Agaricomycetes; Polyporales; Sparassidaceae
Exons: 15
Coding region: 1-3279 (1092 amino acids)
Biological process (GO): regulation of DNA-templated transcription
Cellular component (GO): Cdc73/Paf1 complex
Molecular function (GO): RNA polymerase II complex binding
Source: RefSeq, a predicted model, not a curated record
AUGAGCGGCAGUCGUUCGGUAACACCACCCACAAUAGUCCCACGGUUCAUCGACAUCGAGGUCGGUAGUCAUGAAGUCAUUGCUAUUGAUUUGGACAGCCUAGAUCCGGACGCCAGCGACCUCAUCGACCUGUUGAAGGAAAGGCAGUACAGCGUCGGCAUCUGGACCAGAUUAGCAUCCGAGUAUUGGCGACAAGGGUAUCUUGACCAGGCAGAGUCUAUCGCCCGAAACGCUAUCGAAUCACUGAACGCUCAUGGCGAUUUUCCGGACCUGCCACCCGUCUACUGUCUGCUGGCCAACAUUUCUAUUGCACGAGCGGGUCAUGCGCCAAAGCUCAUUCUGGAGAACGCCCACGAAGACAUGAUGACCUCUGAGAAACCAAGGGAGGAGUUUUAUAAGGAAGCUGCGAAUUGGUUCAACCAGGGCGAAAAGAGGGCAGCGGAAUCCGGCGUUGCCGGUACCGCGCUGGCGGUGUUGACCCGAGGUGUGUUGCAAAUGGGUACGAGAAGUAUGGAGGACGCUCUUCGAUCGUUCGAGGGGAUCCUUGCUGAAAAACCGACCCAUGUUAUUGCACUGCUGGGCAAGGCGAAAAUCCUGUAUGCAAGACGGCAGUUCGCUCAGGCUUUGAAAUUGUUCCAGACAGUCCUCAAGUUGAAUCCACGAUGUGUGCCAGACCCUCGCAUCGGCAUCGGUCUCUGCCUCUGGGCGAUGGAUCACAAGGAGAGAGCAAAAGUCGCGUGGCAACGCAGCGUUGAAGUGAACCCCUCGAGCUGGUCUGCGCAACUCUUGCUCGGGCUGGAAGCAUUAAAUGCGAGCAAGAACGAGAACCAGACGGAAGAGGAGCGCACGAACGAGAUCAUGCUCGGCACGCGACUCAUCGAGAGGGCCUUUAACGCGAACCAGCGGAACUCGGCUGCCGCUAAUGCUCUCUCGGAGAUUUUCCUCCAGAGAGGGCAGUAUAAGAGAGCGAUGAAGCUGGCCGAGCGUGCCAUUCAGUUCGCCGAUGUGAAAACGCUAGUGACAGAUGGACACGUUCGAGCGGCGCGUGUGUGCCGCGUCCAGUAUUCAGCAGGAGAUGCUUCAUGGCAUUAUACGCGUGCGAAGGAAGGUUCGCCGCAGAAUGUCCUUGCAAACAUCGGUACGGCGCAGUUACUGCUGAAGAACGACGAGAUACCCGCAGCCAUCCACGCGCUAGACACGCUGCUUCAGCAGACUGGCGCGAAUCGCUCGGUCGAAGUGACCGUCAUGCUUGCAUCUCUCCGUGCACAUCCUCGACCCGGAGUGUCCGCGUCCGACCAGGCACAGGAGAAGGUCCGUGCGCGCGAGCUCUUUGACUACGUCUGCAAGACGCUUCACCUCCCAGAGGACAGCCACUUGCAGUCGAAUGGCAACCCUCAGACGCUCAGCGGCUCUGCUCAAAAGAUCGCGGAGGAUAUGGACAUGCACACCGAGAUCGCACGGUUGUGGCAGGGGGAAAGCAAUGACCGCACGGAGCGCGCUCUCCAGGAGGCGCUACGGAUAAGUGAGGCGACCGGCCAGCCCGACCCGCGACUGGUGAAUAACCUUGCGGCGCUGCAGCACCUGGAGGGCCGUGUCGAUACGGCUCGGGCUAUGUAUGAGACCGCCCUCACGUACGUUGCCGCCCUCUCCCCGGAUGUGGCGGAGGGCAUGUCGACCUCUAUACUCUAUAAUCUUGCUCGGGUAUACGAGGAGGAAGGUAAGACGAUCAUGGCAACAGAGGCAUACGAAAAACUUCUGGACAGACAUCCAGAGUAUGUCGAUGCGAAGCUACGGCAAGCUCAGAUGUUCGCAGACCUCAACCACAACAACGAAGCGCACGACCUUCUCAAGCAGGCGCUCGCGUCUCAACCUAGCAACCUUAACCUUCGCGCAUAUUACACGUACUUCCUCAUCCAAUCUAACCUCCCCAAACCCGCGAAAGACUUCGUCUUCUCGACGCUCAAGGACCACGACAAGCAUGACAUCUACUCAUUAUGCGCCGCUGGGUGGAUCCAGUACCACCAGGCGCGUGAGAGCCGCGACGCGACGUCCAAGGGCGUAGAGGAGCGGCGGCGGGGAUUCCAACGGUCGGCCGAGUUCUAUGAGAAGGCCCUACAUCUUGACCCUAUGUGUGCUGUUGCGGCACAGGGGCUGGCAAUUGUGACCGCGGAAGAUGCGCUGGGAACCCUCGGCGGCAGUCUCGGACCCAUUGGUCUUGACGAGGCACAGAAACGGGUGAAAAACUCACGCGACGCGCUCGACGUAUUUGCCAAGGUCAGGGAGUCCAUCAACGAUGGCAGUGUCUACUUCAAUAUGGGCCACUGUUACUACGCGCGUGACGAGUUUGACCGGGCUAUCGAGAGUUAUGAGACCGCAUCCAAGCGUUUCUACAACGGACAAAAUGUGCCGGUACUACUGUGCCUCUGCCGGUCGUGGUACGCGAAAGCGAACAAGGACCAGUCAUUCAGCGCCAUGACCACGGCUUUGCAAUAUGCGCAGAAGGCAUUCCACCUCUUACCCUCUGACAAGGCGAUCCUCUACAACAUCGCCAUGAUCCAACAGAAGGCGGCUGAGAUGCUGAUAUCGGUGCCCCCUGCGAAGCGCUCCCUCAAGGAGUUGCAGCACGCCAUCGAGCAGGCAGGCCAUGCACAGAAGCUAUUCACGUCUCUCGCCGCGGACAAAUCGUCUGUGGUGCCGUACAACCGCGACAUCGCCGACCAGCGGCGGAAGUACGGUGAUAACAUGCUGCGGCGGUGCGACGAGCAUCUCGCAACACAGAAGCAGUGGGAGGAAGAGGCGCAAGCCAAGCUCGAGGCUGCGCGACAGAAGCGGCAGGAGGAGAAGCAGCGGCUGGAAGCGCUAGAGCGUGAACGUCUAGAGGAGCUGCGCAUACAGGCGGAGAAGCUGGCAGAGGAGCGCCGAAUAGCGCGGGGACAGGCGUUGGAGUGGACUCGCGAGGUGAAGCAAGAGAGCGACGAUGAGCGUGAGCGGAAGGCGAAGAAGACAUCGAGCCGGCGCUCGCGUCCCGAGGGCGGAAGCGGGGACGAGGCGGGCGAGCCGAGGAAGCGGAGGCGUAAGCUCCGAAGGGGGGAUGGCGCUGGGGAUGGCGAUGAGGCACUGUUCAGCGGAGAGGAGGAGACCAGGCCGACGCGAAAGCGGACGGGCAAGAAACGGACGGUCAGAGAUGACGAUGACGAUGAGGAAACUGUGGUUCCUCGGAAACGCCAACAAUUCAAAAGUAAAGAAUACAUAUCGGACUCCGACGAAGAGAUGUCAUGA